This is a messenger RNA of Ahaetulla prasina, 1391 nucleotides long. RefSeq names its product FKBP prolyl isomerase 14 (gene FKBP14). The record is from RefSeq and is a predicted model, not a curated record. Bases 319 to 948 code for a protein of 209 amino acids. The transcript is spliced from 5 exons. Lineage: Eukaryota; Metazoa; Chordata; Lepidosauria; Squamata; Colubridae. Gene Ontology annotation, molecular function: calcium ion binding; peptidyl-prolyl cis-trans isomerase activity.
AAAUGUAUGCGCGGCGUUCUCUCGCUAGAAUUUUUGGGAGACCAAUCGCCGCUCAGCGAUGAGAGAGCUUUCACGGUUUUUUUUCGCCCUGCAGAUGAACGGGUCAGCUUCCCAAUGGGGUGGCUGGCAUAAAAUCCAGCCCUCGCGUUCAGCCAACCAGAAAGGAGAAAGAGGAGAGGUGGCUAUUAGAUGGAUACAAAUGCUUGGAGGAGAUUUGCCUGCUUUUCUGCGGGUUUUAAGACCACGUUUGCCACGUCUGCGGAUCUGGAGAAUGAGACUGAAAGCUGCCUAUGAAAAACGCAUCUUCAAGUAACCAGAAUGGAAGGUAUCUUUUGGAUUCUCUUUGGGACCGUGGCUUUGGUGACUGGCGCUCUCAUUCCAGAACCAGAAGUCAAAAUCGAAGUUCUCCAUAAACCUUUCAUUUGCAAAAGGAAGACCAAGUUUGGAGAUCUGAUGUUGGUGCACUAUGAUGGAUAUUUAGAGAAAGAUGGCUCACUCUUUCAUUCCACUCACAAGCAUAAUAAUGGCCAACCAACAUGGUUUACUCUUGGUAUAAAGGAAGUUAUCCAAGGCUGGGACAAAGGUUUGAAACAGAUGUGUAUAGGAGAAAAGCGCAAAUUAACAAUUCCUUCAUCCCUAGCUUAUGGAAAAGAAGGCAAAGGAAAAAUUCCACCUGAAAGCACACUGAUCUUCCACAUUGACCUUUUAGAAAUCAGAAAUGGACCAAGAUCUCAUGAGUCCUUUCAAGAGAUGGAUCUUAAUGAUGAUUGGAAGCUAUCUAAAGAAGAGGUAAAAAAGUAUUUGAAGAUGGAAUUUGAAAGACAUGGUGCACCGAUUAAUGGAAGCCAACAUGAUACUUUGGUUAAAGACAUAUUUAAUAAAGAAGAUGAGGACAAUGAUGGCUUUAUAUCUGCAAGAGAAUUUGUUUAUAAGCAUGAUGAGCUAUGAAACAUUCUGAAAAAGGUGGCUUGGAAAAAAAGCAACAGUUUGCAAAAUGAAUGGUUUUUUUUAAAAAAGGUUUUGGAGCCAUUACUCAUCAAUGUGUGCAUAAAUUAUAACACCUAUUUUUCUACAAGAUCUAUUUCUGAUGCCAAAUGGUAAAGUGUUUAAAUAUAGGACUGAAAUAUUUUCAGGUUUUUAUUUAGGUAGAAGCAUUAUUAUGUGUUGAAGAACAUGGAAUUAAAACAUUUCCAAAACAAGUAUUACUGAAAAUACAAUUGUUCUGCAUUGAAGUAUUUAUUGAGAAUACAUCUGUUGUUCAACUAUGUCAUUUUUGUGCUCUUAGAACUCUUAAUAUUUUAAAUGAUAGUUGUCACAAUGUGCUAGUAGACCCACUUUAUCAGCAACAUUUUUAGUAAAAAAAAUAAAACAUUGCUUUUUGCUGGAACAGA